This is a messenger RNA of Yamadazyma tenuis ATCC 10573, 407 nucleotides long. RefSeq names its product 60S ribosomal protein eL30 (gene RPL30). Gene Ontology annotation, cellular component: cytosolic large ribosomal subunit. Lineage: Eukaryota; Fungi; Ascomycota; Pichiomycetes; Serinales; Debaryomycetaceae. The record is from RefSeq and is a predicted model, not a curated record. Gene Ontology annotation, molecular function: RNA binding; structural constituent of ribosome.
ACUUAACUAUUUUUACAACAGUCAAAGACCGGAGUGUAAAGAAUAUUAAACACAGAGAUGGCCCCAAAGAAUCAAGAAAACAUCAACGCCAAGUUAGGUUUGGUUAUCAAGUCCGGUAAGUACACCUUGGGUUACAAGUCCGUCGUCAAAUCCUUGAGAUCUGGUAAGUCCAAGUUGAUCAUCAUCGCUGGUAACACUCCAGUCUUGAGAAAGUCUGAAUUGGAAUACUACGCCAUGUUGUCCAAGACCCCAGUCUACUACUUCCAAGGUGGAAACAACGAAUUAGGUACUGUUUGUGGUAAAUUAUUCAGAGUUGGUACCUUAUCUGUUUUGGAUGCUGGUGACUCUGACAUCUUGUCUUCUUUGUAAGUUAAGUAUCCUGUAUUAUAAUAGACAACUUAAUUUAU